Sinocyclocheilus grahami is the source of this 1746-nucleotide messenger RNA. RefSeq names its product transcriptional repressor scratch 1. The record is from RefSeq and is a predicted model, not a curated record. NCBI's taxonomy places the organism in Eukaryota, Metazoa, Chordata, Actinopteri, Cypriniformes, Cyprinidae. Gene Ontology annotation, biological process: regulation of DNA-templated transcription. Gene Ontology annotation, molecular function: RNA polymerase II cis-regulatory region sequence-specific DNA binding; DNA-binding transcription factor activity, RNA polymerase II-specific. Bases 575 to 1510 code for a protein of 311 amino acids. The transcript has 2 exons.
UCUGUCUGUCUGCGUGUGUGAAGGCACAGACGGUUCAGUAGUAACGUGAUGUGUGUCCCGAGGGAUGUUUGAUGGAUUAAUGCUGAGCAGCUCCAUUGCGAUGUACCACCUGAUCUCACUCCCACCGUCUGCCUCUAUAAAACCUUCCUGACUGCUGAUCUCAGCUAGUCUCUCGGUCUCUCCUCUCUCUGUCUGUCUGUCUCUCUUUCUCUAUCUCUUCCUCCUCUCAGCCGCCUCCGCUGCAGGCCAGGAGCUAUCCAGUGCUGAACAAGUGAAUUUUUUCUUUUUUUUAAGCAGCAUAAGCGGGUGUGUGUGUGUACAGUAGCAGGCACACACACACACACACACACAGUAUUGUACCACCAUACAUCUCUCUCCUCCUGCGUGCUCUUCAUUUUUCCUUUAUUUAGACGUUGUUUUUAUUUUUUUAUUUCUGGAACGUGGAUCUUUUUUAUAAUACAACGGAUUUCAUUCGGGACGAUUUUCACCAGGGUUUUUGUGUGUGCAUGCGUGUCCGUCUGCGGCCGAUGUGAAGGAUUUCUGGUGCGUCUGUGCACGUGAGACCGUGUGAACCAUGCCUCGCUCAUUUCUGGUGAAGAAAAUCAAAUUGGAUGAUUUCUCCUCGUCUCCCGUGUCAGCGUCUAAUCAUCAUCACCAUCAUCAUCUUGAUGACUCCUUUACACGCUCUCGCUCCAGCCUGGGCGUCCGGCUUUGCGAAAAUGGCUACAUCCAGGAUUACAUCAGCUCUUCUGAAUACACAGAGGAGAAGCAGGCUGACAUGAAGCGGAGCUCGGAUCCGUUGUACUCCCCAGUCAGCAGCGGAGGAGGGGAGUACUGCCAACCAGACCUGGAGCACCCGGACAGCCCUCAGUCUGGCCUCACGGCUCACGGAUACUUCAGCAGCGAGAGCGAAUCUCUCAGCGAGGGCUACACCAUGGAUGCGUUCUUCAUAUCUGACGGCCGUUCAAGGAGAAAGGGAGAGGUCACGGAAGCAAGGAAAGCCGCCACUGUCGAGGAGAAAGAAGUAGCCGCGGUGAACAACGGAGGUCCCCGACACACCUGCAACGAAUGCGGAAAGACCUACGCCACUUCAUCUAACCUGAGCCGACACAAGCAGACACACCGCAGCCUUGACAGCAAGAUGGCACGCAAGUGUCCCACCUGCAACAAGGUUUACGUGUCCAUGCCGGCGCUGGCCAUGCACAUCCUCACUCACGACCUCAAACACAAAUGUCACGUGUGCAGCAAAUCCUUCAGUCGGCCCUGGCUGCUUCAGGGGCACAUGCGAUCGCAUACGGGAGAAAAACCCUUUGCCUGCGCCCACUGCGGGAAAGCCUUCGCCGACCGAUCCAACCUACGAGCGCACAUGCAGACACAUUCGGCCUUCAAACACUAUAGCUGCAAGCGCUGCAAUAAGACCUUCGCGCUGAAGUCCUACCUGAACAAGCACUACGAGUCCGCCUGCUUCAGAGGCUCCGGAGACGAGGAUGAGUCUGGCUCCGAGAAUUAGCAAAAAGAAGAAAUGAAGAUGAGUUAACGCUCUCAAAAAUCCCCCCACAGACUCCCUUCACAGACCCCACUUUCCCUUUUUUAGAAAGCAAUAUUUUGACCAAGAAAAAAGACCAAACCAACCCAGUAAUAAGAAGACAAUAAUGAAUAGAUGUUGGAUUUUUUUCUUUGGUAAAAAAAAAGACCCUCUCAUAUAGACAAUUAUAGUACAAUUAUGAGGCAAGGCAUGCAAAUUUU